Molecule: messenger RNA, 3664 nt
Organism: Manihot esculenta (cassava)
Lineage: Eukaryota; Viridiplantae; Streptophyta; Magnoliopsida; Malpighiales; Euphorbiaceae
Product: cation/H(+) antiporter 15
Exons: 3
Coding region: 1168-3612 (814 amino acids)
Biological process (GO): proton transmembrane transport; regulation of pH
Cellular component (GO): endomembrane system; membrane
Molecular function (GO): antiporter activity
Source: RefSeq, a predicted model, not a curated record
UCUAUUUUCAAAAAAAAAGAAAUUUCAACAUUUCCUAAUGAUAAUGUUUGGAAGUUUAAGUUUGGUGUUCUAUUAGAAUGGGAUUCAAAGGUUGUUGCUUCGUGGGCCUCAUCUUUGGAUAACAUCACAUUGGCAAUUAUCUAACAUUCAUAAUACAAUUUUAAAUCUUUCUAAGAACUUUCCAUCUUUUGCCAUCAAUCAUAUUUUAAGGGAGGCUAAUUGAACAGUGGAUGCCUUAGCUAAGAUGGGACUUUUUUUUCGAAACGAAGAGAUGAUUGCCUGGUGAUAAUCUCUUUAAUGUUCUGUUGACGGUUGCUGGCCUUUUGUUGAUUGUUUCAUUUUUGCAAGGUUGUGCUUCUCUCCCGCUUGCUAUGGCCUGGUUCUAGCUGACUUCACUUCUUGAUGCUUUUCGUCAGUACAUGCGGAUGUUUUGUUUGCUGUUUACUCAAGCAACCCCUCUCCUUCCCUGUUUCUUGGCUGUUUAUUGGCUCAUGUAAUUUUUAUAUUCUGUGUUUCUUCUGUUUUUGGAUUUGUUCAUUUAAAUGAUGUUCUUAGUACCAAAUGUUUGUAAGAAAUUAUCUAAUACGAUAUUAAGUUUAUGUAAAAUAAUCGAUAAAUCCUGUAAAAUGAUACUAAUUUUAUCACCCUUGUAAUAACUUUAUUUCAAAAAUAUUCUUUAAAAAGGGGAAAAAAAAAAAAAACGACGUUUAUAGUCACAUAACAACUUUUCGUUUAUAACAGAAAAAGAAAAUGUAGGCUGGAAGUUGCUAAUAAAAUCGGGAGGGAAUUUGAUUGGAUUGUGAAGGAAAAUAUAAUUGGUACCAUCGAAUUUAGGGUAUAUACCAAAAAAAGUAAAUAAAAAAAUACACUCUACAUUUUCCGAUAAAUGAGGUUUUGUUUUGUUUUGUUUUGCUUUUGCUGCUGUGUAUGAGAAGCAAUGAAUAUUAGGAAUUUCCAGCCUAACUUUGAACUGAUACAAAACAAAAACUAAGAGGCAAAGAGCAAUACGUGCGGGCAGCCGUUUACUACACCUACAUGAAUACUGUCUUAAUAACAGAUUUAUGUUUUUUGCAUAUAUAUUGUAUUCCCUAAUUUAUUUCCAACAUAAAUUGAAGAUCGAUUAAAAAGAAGAGGCAGAAGAGGAGGAAGAAGAAGGAGAAACCAAAGAUGAGAACGGACGCCGAUAACUAUGAGGUUUAUCGAGGAUCUGAUAAUACCGUGACGGUUUGUUAUUAUGAGAAUGUAACCAAUGACAAGGCUUUCUGGAAAAGUGAAAAUUACUUGAUUAGCUCUGUCCCUUUCUUCAUCAUCCAACUCAGCAUCAUGAUGGUUUGCAUUCGCCUUCUCUUCUUUCUCCUCAAACCUCUUCGUCAGCCGCGUUUCUUAGCUGAGCUGAUCAGUGGCAUCCUCGUAGGUCCGACUUUCUGGGCAGACUCCCCCUUGUUUGCAACAUAUGUACAUCCUAUCAAGUCCACCAAGACCCUGGACACCAUGGGACAGUUGGGUCUCGUUUACUAUAUGUUUCUUGUGGGUCUAGAGAUGGAUCUAACCAUGUUGAAACACAUCGAGAAGAAGGCUCUGUCUAAUGCCGCCAUCGGAAUUCUCCUUCCCUUGUCCAUGGGAAUUGGCUUGUACUUCCUUUUCAUGGAAUUCAAACAACCAAAAGUAAUAGGCAUGGGCGGUGCUGUAUGGGCUAUUACUCUCACUGUCACAAGCUUCUCGGAUCUUGCUCGAGUGCUUUCGGACAUGAAGCUUCUCCACACGGACAUAGGAAGAUUGGCCUUAUCUUCAGCAGUUGUUUCCGAUCUUGUUGCUUGGGCUCUUCUCGUCGCCACGUUAACAAUCGUUAACCGACGUUUUUACUACUUGAAUGUCUUAGCGACCCUUUCGUUCAUAUUGUUAUGCUGGUUUGUGGUGCGUCCUGCACUCGCAUGGAUUAUUCGUCUCAACAACACCUCUAACGGAGAUAUGGACUACGAGCUUUUGAUAUAUUUCUUUCUUGGAGGGGUAGUAGUAUUUGGAUUGAUUACAGACGCCUGUGGGUCGCAGUCCAUGCUCGGUGCUUUCUUGUUCGGACUUAUUAUACCUAAGGGAGAACUGGGAAUGAGGCUAAUGGAGAAACUUGAAGACAUGGUGACUGGAAUUAUGCUUCCUGCCUUCUUCUGGACCAACGGUCUCAAGGUCGACCUCAUCGAUUUAAGCAAGAAGGUUAACAUUUUUGUGCUGUUCGUAGUCCUAAUUUUCGCUUGCUCCAGCAAGAUUAUAAGCGCCUUCAUCUUCUCAAUGUUCCAAGGCAUGUCUACCCGUGAAGGAAUCGCUCUUGGGGUGCUUAUGAACACAAAAGGAGUUCUGGCUUUGAUUGUUCUCAACUCUGGGCGAGACUUUGUGGGCUUUGACCAACAAUUGUUCGCCACUAUGACAAUUGCAUUGAUACUAAUGACUCUGAUGGUGAAGCCCAUUGCCAUGGCUACUACCAAGUCCACAAAGCAUGUAAAACAAUACAAACGAAGGACCAUUGAGAGGAGUAAACAUGACUCUGAACUUCGAAUACUUUCGUGCAUUCAUUCGAUUAGCAACUUAUCAGGAAUGAUUAAUCUCCUCCAAUUCUCCAACCCAACCAAGCAAUCUCCCAUAUGCGUUUUUGCUCUCCAUUUGGUUCAACUAACUGCUAGACGUGUUUCUGCGAUGCUAAUUGUCCACGACGCUUACAAUCGCGCCCCUAACACUGGGCAAGAGAACCACAGCCGCGAAGUAGAAGAGUCCGAACAUAUCAUCAAUGCCUUCCAUAGCUAUGAAGGCAAAUCCACGGCGGUGUCAGUUCAGGCGCUCACAGUUGUGUCUCCAUACACCUCAAUGCACGAAGAUGUUAGCAGACUAGCCGAGGACAAGAGAGUCAACCUCAUUCUUGUUCCAUUUCACAAACAGCCAGACGUUUAUGGGAAAUUGCAGGAGGAUGAAGACGCUUCUUUGAGGGCCGUGAACCAAAGCCUCUUGGCAACUGUACCAUGCUCCAUCGGAAUACUUAUCGAUCGAGGCCUUGGAGAGUCUGAAGCGCAAAGCCAUUUCAUCAUGCUCUUCGUUGGCGGAGCAGACAACCGUGAGGCCUUAGCUUAUGCAUGGAGGAUGGCAGGAUCACCAAACGUGUCACUCACAGUAGUGCGGUUUCUUGCAAAUGCGGGGACGGAAGAUGAAGCAGAAAGUUUGAAAGAGCAGGAAAGGGAGAGAAAGCUAGAUGAUGAGUAUAUCAAUGACUUCAGGUUCAGGACAAUGUAUGAUCAGACAAUAACAUACGCGGAAGUAGCAGUUAAUUCUGGGAAUGAAAUUAUCACUUCAAUGAGAAGAAUUCAAGGGGACUAUGACUUGUACAUAGUAGGGAGAGGGCAAGGAGCUUCACCGCAAUUGACAUCGGGGCUACUAGAGUGGAGUGACUGUGAGGAGUUGGGACCAUUAGGAGACGCAUUGCUUUCAUCUGAUUUUGCAGAGAGCUCGUCUAUUCUUGUAAUUCAACAACAUUAUGUUCAAGGAGCCACAGAUGGAACUGUCAGCAGCGGCCAUGGCCCGAAUAAGUACCCUUUUAACCAUGGGCGUAUGACUUGGCUGUCAACUAAAUGAAUUUAUUAAUAUUUUAACUCUGCCCUGAAACCCACACAAAUUUACACUCAUG